Messenger RNA from Solanum verrucosum, 2111 nucleotides. Its product is annotated as pentatricopeptide repeat-containing protein At4g21170. NCBI's taxonomy places the organism in Eukaryota, Viridiplantae, Streptophyta, Magnoliopsida, Solanales, Solanaceae. The transcript is spliced from 2 exons. The record is from RefSeq and is a predicted model, not a curated record. Gene Ontology annotation, molecular function: protein binding. The coding region runs from base 1 to 1755 and encodes 584 amino acids.
AUGACCAUUGCCUCUAGAGCUCUCUUUCUCUUCCAGAAAUCAAUCGCAAUAGCAAGCACUCUAACAACAACACAAAAGCCCCAAAGUUGGAGAAUCCAAUUCAAACAAACCCAAUUAGUUUCCCAAAUUUCCUCUAUUCUCUUGCAAAGACAAACAAAUCAAUGGCCUUCACUUCUCAAGAACCUCAAACUUUGUUCUUCACAAUUUACUCCAUCUCUCUUCCUUCAAAUCCUCCACAACACCCGAACCAACCCACAAGUCUCUCUACGCUUCUUCGACUAUGCCAAGAACAAUUUUGGGUUCCAACCUGAUGCCAAAGUUCUUUGUACACUUGUGUAUAUACUUCUCGGGUCCGGACUAUCCAAACCCGCAAAACCCAUCUUGGAUUCUCUCAUUCAAACAUACCCACCAGCCCAAAUUGUGGUUUUCUUGAUUCAGUCAUUGAAAGCUGGUGAUAUUCACAUUCAGUCUUCAGUCUUGAGCUCAGUUCUUGAAUGUUACUGCAAUAAAGGUUUGUUCCUGGAAGCUCUUCAGGUUUAUCAAAUAGUUAGAGAAUAUGGCUAUUUUGUGUCUGUUAAUUGUUGUAAUACAUUGCUUAAUUUACUACUCAGUAAGAAUGAUUUAAGACUGGGUUGGUGUUAUUAUGGUUCUAUUAUUCGUAAUGGGGUUCAGGAGAAUGUGGUUACAUGGUCUUUAAUUGCUCAGAUGCUUUGUAAAGAUGGGAAAUUUGAGCAAAUUGUUCCUAUUCUUGAUAAGGGUAUAUGCAGUCCUCUUAUUUAUAACAUACUCAUAGACUGCUAUUCUGAAAGAGGGAAUUUUGAAGCUGCAUUUGGUUAUUUAAAUGAUAUGUUCAGUAAAAGUAUUGAUUCUACCUUUAAUACUUUUAGCUCAAUUCUUGAUGGUGCUUGCAAAUAUCAAAAUGCCGAAGUGAUUGAAUCAGUGAUGAGUUCCAUGGUGGAAAAAGGACAUCUCCCGAAAGUUGUGUCACCUGACUAUGAUUCUGUGAUUCGAAGGUUCUCUGAUAUGGGAAAAGCAUAUGCAGCUGAAUUGUUUUUCAGGGAAGCUUAUGAAAAAAGGAUUAAGCUACAAGACAAUACUUAUGGCUCUAUGCUAAGGGCAUUCUCCAAGGAAGGUAAAGCUGAAGAUGCUAUUUGGAUGUACAACAUUAUAGUUGAGAGAAAAAUAUUCAUCAGUGACAAAUGCUAUAGUGCCUUCAUGAGUGUCCUAUGCAAUGAAAAUCCAUCACUGGAAGUUAGCAGUUUGUUGAAAGACUUGAUAGGAAGAGGAUUCAUACCUCCCGUAUCUCAAGUAUCUAAAUUUAUAGUUUCUCAAUGUGAAAAGCGUCAGUGGAAAGAAGCUGAGGAGCUUCUGAAUGUAAUUUUUCAAAGAAGACUUCAGUUUGAAUCUUUUUGUUGUUGCUCUUUGGUGCGGCACUAUUGCUUUAGCAGAAGGAUUGAUUCUGCCAUUUCUUUACAUACUGAACUAGAGAGACUUGGUGUUGCUUUAGAUGUAGAGACCUAUGGUUUACUACUUGACAGACUGUUUAAAUCAAGACGGUGUGAAGAAGCUCUAAAGAUCUUCGAUUACAUGAGAACACAUGAUAUGUUAAGCAGCGAAAGUUUUUCAAUCAUGAUUAGAGGGCUAUGUCAGGAACAGGAGUUUAGAAAAGCAAUGAGACUGCAUGAUGAUAUGUUGAAAUUGGGGUUUAAACCUGACAAAAAAGCAUAUAAGCGAUUGAUUUCUGGGUUUGGCUAAAUAAUACAUUUUCGCCUCAUUUAUAUUUUAUCUCUUCACUUACAAUACAUACUGUACAGCAUGGUUGCUCACCUGAGAGUAGAUCUUGGUGAUGCUCGCUUUCGGUAGCCAUCCAAUUUUUUAUCUCUCUAUGCACAAUUUAAACAGCAUACAAUGAGAAAUAUGAAUCUGUCCUUUACUUACAAAAGAGGUGUCACUAUUCGGUUGCAUUUCAGCUUUCACUCUUUCUGAAGUGAUUCAUACUGUCUCUUGUGAUGUGUGACGCUGAGGUCAAUCAACUUAAACAUCUGAGUGUAAUUCUAGUGGUAUUUGAAGUUGUCUCUGGGCUUCCUAUUAAUUGGAGAAAAGUUACUUGU